AUGUUAUCAAAUCAUCGAUGCAUCUCUUCAUCAGCUUUACAGCUCUUGAUUCUUGUUUGCGCCGCUGGUAUUUUCAUCCUUAAUAUUUUUGAAGAUCAGCGUUAUCAAUAUGAAGUUGGUGUUCAAGGAUUUGAUGAAGGAUUUUUAUUUGUUAAGGGUCAUGGUGUAAAUCAACUGAGAGCCUUACCUAAUUUUCUGGCAAAAUUGAAUCAACAAAUAGGAAAGAUGGAGAAGAGAUGUUUUAUUAACAUGAGAGGUGUUGAAUGUUCUCCAAAUAAUGUCAGAUCAUUGUUGGCAAGAAAUAUGACUAGAGGUAUGAUGGAUAAUUUGAUUGUGGCUGGUGUUGGAUAUAGUAGGGAUGAUCACUCAAUUAAACCACAAAUAUUAAAAUCAGCUCCUGCAAGUGGUGCUUCUGGUGAAUUGACAUUUACAAAAACAAUGAAAACUGCUUACGAAUACUUUUCAAUGAUUCAUCCAAGUGAUGGUCAAUCUGUAUUUAAUGGAUUGUAUAGUCAUUCUGAUAUGGGAAUUGAUUUGAUAUUUUCAAAGUAUUUCGAAGGUGAUUUGUUUAUUGUAGAUGCCCAAAAACAAAUCUUUACACAUACUGUUCAAUCGCUUGGUCUUCAAGUUACAGAUGAAUUCCAACAAAUUAUUGACAUUUUGCCUGAUCAAAUGGAUUGGGAUUUAUACAUGCAAGUUAUCAAUUCAUUUGGUGAUUCAAUUGCAACUAGUAUCAAGUAUGGAGGUGUUGUUGAUAUGACUGCCUCAGUUAGAUCUUGUUACAAUGAUCCACAAAUGUUACAAUACCUCUCUCAGGAAUUACAAUUUACAAUUGAUGGAUCAUCAGAUGUUUCCAAACUUCCAAAUGGUUACAUUAGAUAUCACAAAGUUUCACAAGUGGACAUUGUUGGUGGAAACCCUCAAAUAUCCAAUAUUCGUCAAAGAACUGCAACUUUUGCUGCAAAUCCAGUCCCUGUCACAUUUGACACAAUUCCAAUCUGGAGAGCUUUCCCAAAUGGAGUUAAACAAGCAAAUAUGAAGAAAGUUUAUGAAAGUUACAUGCAAACAAGAUCAAGAGAUGUUCAAAACUUGAUCAACUCCUUCAAUGCCAAGAGAGAAGCAGAAGCCAACAGUCCUCAAACUUUCACAGCUUACAAACUUGAUUUACGUACUAAUCAAUUACAAAAGUUUGGAACCCCAAUCAGUCUUUCAAGAGGGCUAUCAGGAAGUAUUACUGAUGAUACUAUUUUUGUUGGAGUCUAUAUCAAUAGCAUGUAUGAACCAUCAUUUGUUGUUGGAUUGCAACCUGUCAUUCACAGAAAUGCAGACGACACUUUCUAUUUUGAUUUCAAUCGUGGCAACUGUCCAGUAGGUGCUACUACUUGUAAGAUUAAUCCUGGAACAAAUACUGGACCAGCAAGUCAAAUCUCUGCAAUCUCAACAACUGGAAAGAACCAAUGUAUUGGAUUAGUAUUCAAAAAUACUGCACAAACAAGAUAUUCAUCACCAUAUAUGUAUGUUUGUUCUGGUUGCAUGCCAGUUGUUAAUGGAAAGGAUAUUAGCUGUGGUUGCCCUUAUGUUCAAUAA
Naegleria gruberi is the source of this 1587-nucleotide messenger RNA. RefSeq lists its product as uncharacterized. The transcript has a single exon. Bases 1 to 1587 code for a protein of 528 amino acids. The record is from RefSeq and is a predicted model, not a curated record. Lineage: Eukaryota; Heterolobosea; Eutetramitea; Acrasida; Naegleriidae.